Bicyclus anynana (squinting bush brown) is the source of this 7738-nucleotide messenger RNA. Its product is annotated as serine/arginine repetitive matrix protein 1. The transcript has 18 exons. The record is from RefSeq and is a predicted model, not a curated record. Bases 601 to 2997 code for a protein of 798 amino acids. NCBI's taxonomy places the organism in Eukaryota, Metazoa, Arthropoda, Insecta, Lepidoptera, Nymphalidae.
UUCCUUCAGUCAGAUUUGCGCAGGUGGCGCUCCCGGUCGCGUCCACGCAUGCGCUCCGUCAGUUGGUCGUGUAAAUGAAACACUGACAGUACCUCACAAUUUUAUUUUUAUUUAAAAUUAAAUUAAACAUAAAAUAUCAAACGAAACAUCCGUUACACAAACUUGAGCUUUUCGUUGCGAAAAAGUUUAUUGAUGUAUUGACAAAAACGACUGCUUCGCGUUCAAUGUUUUAAGUGUUUUGAUGAAUAAAAAAUCGAUUUACAGCAACCUAUUCUCUUUAUGUUGAUUUUGGUGUUAGAUUUGUGUUAGUUGAUAUUGUUGAUUUUGGCGACAACUGAGGGCAUAACUGUCGACGGUGUCGGGAACAGGUUUUUAAAACGGUAGAGUUAUUCGUGGUGUUUUUAUUGUUUAUGUACGUAUACGUGCUAUAGUUCGCGAUAGGCCAAGUGAGUGAACCUCUUACCGAGUGAUGCUGUGAUAUAUGUACGAAUAGAUCGGAGACUUCAUCUGUGCAUGAUAAUUGAACGUGUGCGAGGCGGAGAACGGGAGGCGGAAGGCAAAUGAUGAUCGCGGAGUGCGUCCACAGUCGCGUCCCGCGAAAUGGCCGCGCUCUCCUGCUACCAGCCGUGCCGCUCGCACCUCGCGCAGCCUGCUAGAUGUUUCGACGACGAGGAGGAGUCGGCGACGCUCUCGGCGCGUAGGCGGCAGUUCAUCGAGCGAUGCCACGAGGCGCGCACCGGGCGGCACCGGGAUGCCAUACCUGAGGUGUCGGUGAAGCGCACGCGGGAGGAGCUCGCGAAGCAUGCGGCACAAAGCGCCACGCUGACGAGGCGGCUCAACGUCGAGUCGGGCUGGUCCAAGGUCGAGGAGGUCAGGAAGAAGUUCGAGGACGCGACUACGUUGAGUGCCUACUCCAGAUCCUUUGAAUCGCCACCUAGACGCCGUCUAGCAGAUUCGUUGUUCGCCAGCUUCAAACUCCCCAGAAAGAAGGACAUGGCGCAGCCGCGCUCGCUCCUGCCCCAGCAGCAGCAGAAGAGGAAGUCCGCGGUGGAACUGCUGGCGGAGUCCAAAGCGUUCUACGUCAAGUCUGAAACUGUACUGGAUCGGAAACAGGAACUGCCUUUGAGGGUGAGCAGCGGUCUCAGUCAAGCGAUAGCAGCCGGGGGCUGUCAUCUAGUCAGCUCCGGCGCGCUCAACAAUGACGCCUGCUGCAACCCUUAUGCAACAACGCGGAUAGCCAGCGCUCGGAGGGCCGUGAGCGCGGGCGAGGGGCUGCAGAAUACCUUGCGGAGAUUGUUGGAGCACUCCGACAGCAGGGAGAAUGUGUACUCACCGGCUUAUGUCUCGCAAAAAAUGUUCUCCGAAACCCGCCGGCUAAAAGACUCGUAUCCCGAACGAGAAGUGCCGCGCUCGCAGCACACGUCUGGAACGUUUUCCGGAACCUCCUCCUCCGGAACUUCCGGUUCCAAACAGAAAUCGGAAGAUAAGACUCGACCAAUGAAUUUUGCGGAUGCGAGAGUUUUCUUUCCGGAGUCAUUCGUAAUACCCCGUCAGAGGCCUAGCGAAGUUAUAAUCAAGAGCACAUAUUCAAUACCAAGCCCCCAAUCGAGCCCGCAUCAGUUACCAGAUGACAUCUCCCGCAGCGGCGACCAGUUGGGUGCCAUCAGUCCUCCUGCUGAAUAUGCUCACUCCGCACCUAGAUAUAUAAGAUCAAAUUCUCAUUCGCAACCGAGCGCCCGCGAAGAUGAUAGCACAAAUAUCAAUAGUCACAAAUCACUGCCUGACUUGCACGCUCAAGCGCACGUAUAUCCUGAACAUGUGAACGUGGUAGUAGGAACAGAGUCAAUAGGACGGUCCCCGAGACGGAGGCGGCAUUCUGCUCACCAUCGUACUGCGUCUUGUUCUUCUAAAGGAACUAGAUCGAAUCACUCCUCCCUCAUGUCAUCCUGCGACGCUUUUUCUGAACACCCAUCGCCUGGUGAAGAAAACUACCAAUCAUACAACAGUCGCUGCGGGUCAUCGUUCGCGCGUGACUCAGGCGGCUCAAGCGGCCACUACACGCAACGCAGCGCGCCGCCGCACGCGCGCGACAAUGCUACCGCGCACCAUGAGAGAAACAGAGCGUACGCGUCGUGGCAGGCCAACAACGGCAGCGCGCUGGAGCAGUGCUACGUGUCGGCCCCCCCGCAGUUCCAGGACGGCGCGCCCUCCCCCCCGCCGCCCUACGCGCCGCACCCGCACCCGCAUCCGCACCCGCGCGUCGGCAUACACUUCCAAGCAAGCGCUCCCCCGCCGCAGUUCCAAGAUGAGCCGCCACACUACGACUACGGCGACUACGACUGCACGUACAAGACGCCGCUCAAGUGCCUCAGCGUGGGUAGAAAGGAGUACGCCAACACCAGGGAGUACACCAGAUACCACGAGCCCAGUACGGAGUUAAUCAGUAAACAGCCGCAGUACCAAGAACCCCGAAUGCGGACGCGAGUUGAGGACAAAGAAUAUGUGAAUACCGCGCAGAUCUGUCCCCCAGAGGAGGUGACGUCGCCUCUUGGCACGUUCAAACGCCAAAGGUGCCUUCGAUACAAGCAGAGGCGGCCCAGACCAAUUUUGCGCUCAAAAUCAGACAUAUCUGACAGGUACAGACGCACAGACGGCCGAAGCCCAGCUUCAGCUCCUUGCGAUGGAGAAGAUUCCCCAGACAGCCCAUCCGGAGAGUCUGUUAGACUACAGCACUUCUUUGAUUAUUUGGGGAUGGACUCGAGACAGUAUGAUGGACUUAUAAAAGAUGGCGACGAGGAUAGUCCGGUGUUCUUUUCAUCUGCUUCAACGGUGGACUCAAAUCAAUUAGCUGCUGCUGCGGACUAUACGGUCCAAGGGCCAGGAGUUCAAAAGCAGAUCUAUCGUAACACAGAACCGCCGAGUGUGGUAGAGCGAAAUGCUAGGAUUAUAAAAUGGCUGUGUCAGUGUCGCAAAGCUCAAAUACAACCGCCUCAGUAGAUAACGAUUUUAUACAUAAGUAAAGUGAUUUAACAGGCAAUAAGUUUUAUUCAAAAGUAGGCAGUAUUGGCGUUGACUUGAUUCAAUAAUGAUGUGUUUAAGGUUCUCUAUAUUAUAACCAAUACCAAAUGGCGCUAAAUGCAUCAUAUUAAUUUUUUAUAUUAUAAUUGGCUCAAAAGAAAUAUCAUAAUUUGACAUCAUUGUAAUAUUAUAAGAAAACUAGUAAUGGACAACGUGUCCUUUUUCUUUUUCACAAAUGAAACUAUGAAACUGUUUAAUGUUGCCAGUUUGUAAACGAAACCUGGCUAAAAAAAUGUUUGCCUGGCAAAUAAAAUGGCUGGUUUGUAAACUAGACUUGAAUUUUCUUUUCAUUAGAAAACGAGUACCUUUGUGUUCGAAGAUUUGAUAUCAAUACGUGUUCUCUUUCUGCUCUAUAAUAUCACUCAGAAAUUUUAAGGCUUGUAUACGAAAUGAGCACGCUAGAAAACGAAAACUCUAAGGUUUAUUUUAUUGUUCGUGUGAUGGUUACAUUCUAAUAUUAAGAGAAGAGAUAAAAUUUAAUAAUAACUAUGAUAGCUGACGUUUUGAAUAUCGACUGUUAAUUGUAUAAGUGACCCCUGUUCACUAGUUUAGGCGAAUUAAAUUAAUGAAUCUUACAAUUAUUAUAAUAGCUAUAAUUAUAUCAAAUUAUGCUUCAGUACAUAUGCCAACAAUUCCAUUAAGUACAAGGAAUACAAUUUACAAUUGAACUUAAUGUUAAAUACAUUAAUUUUUUAUUUACAUAGAGCAGAUGUUAUACAUACGCACGUAACAUUAUAUUGUGGUCGGUAACAUAAUGGCAGACGUACCUACCUAUAUUCUAUAUGUUGUUUUACUAAGAAAAUCAUUUUAGACCAAAACAAUAAUAAUAGAUAAACUUCAUGAAAAAUAUUUAUUAUUAUUAUUAUUAAUCUAGUCAAAAAUAUUAUUAUAAGCUAUAUUUUUUUGUUUAUAAUGCAAUCGUUGGCACUGUGUACUUCAUGAUAGUUAGUAAAUCUUUAUUACGACUUAAAUGAAUACAUUUUAAAGGUAGAGAAAACGUAUGUUAUUGUAAUUUGUUGAGAACAUUUUAUAAUGUUAACUUACUCGGUUUUACAAAGGGAUACAGGGAUACUGAUUUCUGUUUCCACAAGGACAUGGUAAAAAAGAUACAAAAGGAUAAGAAGGACUAUUCCAAUCUGUUAAUUAACUUCGGCCAAAUAUUUAUUUUAUGGUGUGAACUACGACUAGUUUAACAGGUCUCUGUCUAUCACGUCAAAUGUCUUGGAAAAUGAUCUGAUAAAUGCAGUAAUAUGUCUGAUUUUAAAUCAUCUUAUCUGCAACACUCAAACAUCCUGAUGAUGACAACAGAUGUUUCAUCCUUUUUAACGUCAUUCAUUGUAAAGAUUUACUUAACACAUUUAUUGAUAUAGAUAGGUGAUGUAAGUAAUAAUUAUAUCAUAUUUUUGAAAAAAUUAACACAAAUAAGUACAUAUUCGAAUAAAAAAAAUAGCAAAAAUAUUUUCGUCUUCGAAACAAUGUACAAGACGCGAGCUUAGAGAGCCUUCUAAAAUGAAAUACAAAUACUGGGUUCAAAAAUCGAUAAAACACAUUUGUUAGAUGUCGCUAGUAAAAUAAAAUUUCAAUAAAUAUUAAUUUAAUGAAAAUAUAAAUUAAAUUAAAUUUACGGUGACAUUUCUUGAAAUUAUUGUUUUAGCACUAAUUUCGAGGAUGGAUAUGCCAACUUCGCAUGGUUUCUGCUGUAAAAACGGGAAUAAUUAUAAAAAUCAAUUAUGCUUUGUUAUUGGGUAUUUUUUAUAGUACCUAGCUUAUUAAUGUUGCAACAUUUUAUCACAUAAGUAAUAUUUACCGCUUUUAAUCAUAUAUUUGAACUUUGUUCCGUUGUUUAUUUCUUUACAGAAGUAUUGUAAUGAUAGGAGUGUUAUAUUUUUAAACGUGAUGGGGAAAAAGUUUAUAAACAGGGAAGUGGUUUCUUAAAAUGAAGGGAAAGUUCCUUUUAUUUAGACUUGUUUAUUUGACUAGAUUUUCGCCUGACUUAUAACGACAUUGAAAUGACAAAGUUGAAUUGACAACGAUCUUACUGCUAUUCUAUUUCAAAAUUAAUUCGUUCACACGUAUAAUAUGUAUGCAAACUUUAUGAUGUUUUGGAACAUCGUGCGUUAAGCUACGCAAUACAAGAUUUUAUAUAUCAGCGGAAACGUAGCCUCACGCGUUAUAAUAUGUUAUAUUGCAUCCUAUGUACAUUGUACAGGUACACUAGUGAUUUUUUUCUACAAGUAUACCUUAAUAUGGUUCAUUAACUCACUAUGUUAUCAGAUGUAAAGACUUUAAGUUUGGCAGGAAUAUUUCUUGUAGCAUGUAAAAAUCAGCUAAAAACGGAUAUUACAUUGUAUUAGUCUGGUUUAUGGAAUUAACAUUUAGACAAAGGCGCGGGCGUUUUAACAAAAUAUUGUUGUAUUUAUUAACCAAAAAUUAUUGAUCUUGUAGAUUUAUUUUGUUGCGAUCCUGUUUAUCAGAAAUCGUCAUAAAUUGUUUGUAAGUUUAUUCAGUAGAAACCAUUAAAGGAAAGUAAUAAUAAUUUUAAUGUAUUUGUAAAAAAUGUUCCUGUUACGGAUUUGUCAUUAUUCAUAGAGUUAGAUAAUUUCAAAUUUGUAUUAAAUCUUAAUGUAACUUAAGAUAAUGAAUAAUAAGUGAUUUCAUGGGCGUAGUUAAAGAUAUCGAAUAGAGUACCUACAUAGAAUAAUUUUAACCAAAAUUUUAUUUUUAUUUACUAGAUAGGUAUACUGAGUUUUAAUUAAAAUUUUAUUAUCUUUAGUCAUAUUCACAUUUAAUUCUUUGAAAAUAAGGAUAUAUUCGAUGGCCACCACAGUAGCCUUUCAUCUAAAUAAUCUCGCUGGUAAUCCACUAUUUUAUUAAUUUCAAUAAACUUUCUGUCACAUUUAAUUAUUUUACUUCUGAAUAACAUUGUGUUUAAAAAUACACUGAAUUAGUAUUCUAGAUACCUUUUAACUAUGCCUGUGAACACUAAAGAUGUAUAUUGAUUUAUAUUUUCAAAAUCGGGAGCACAAAAAGGAUCAAUCUUAGCUAAAACAUGCUUUUAUAUUUUUGUGCCAAAACAUGAUAUCACAGGAUUGUUUAAUCAUAUAGUUACAUUAUAUUUGAAUAUUAUAAAUUAUCAUACCUUGGUAAAUAUUGCUACUAAUUCGGCUGUUCAUAAUGUCUAAAUAAAUCCUAAAUAGACAAUAUUAGUUUACUAUCAAUUUUUAUAAGGUAUAGGACUACUUUUGUCUUUGUCUUUUUAGGAACAACAUGUGCAAUCGAAAUUAGCUAUGUUGUAACAACAAACAAAAAAAAGGUUUUGUGCAAGUUACAUUUGUUACCUGAAACUAAAUAGAACGAAUACUUUGCAAACUACACGCCUAUUAUUAACAGCCUGGAAUUUUUGAAAAAUGAAGGAAGUAUAACACUAAGCGUAAGCCUAAAGUUAGUAUGAAAAAAAUAUGACAAUAUCACAAUAAAACAAAAAUAUUCUAAAGUAAUAAUUAUUAAAUAAUCAUUCCGAUGUAACGGUCUAUUUGUAAAUACGUUAAUGUGCACGACUUUAUUUACUUCCGUUUCAGAAAAUACUUAAAUGUCCGUUUAAAAACUCUUAAAAAUUUGGAUUAAUUUUCCAUAUUAGGGAAAUUAAAUUUAUAUUCGGGCAACAUUUAUCUUAUUCUAAAUUGUUGUCCGUUAUGGAAAACAAACAUAGGUAAUUCUUAUUACUUACUUUAUUUCACAAUAAUUCUAUGACUAAUUUUAUGGUUAAAAUAAAUAUGACUCUAUAAAAAUCUAGCUAUGUCAAAUUAAUUUACCUAAAAAAAUAGUCUUAGAAACUGGCCCUAUUUCUAUCCUCAAUAAUUAAAAAUUCUCACUUUGGAGGGUAGAAUACAAACUUUGCAUACUUCAGUCUCCUUAUAAUUGCUACGAGGAGGUUUACCAAAUGUAUAAGCUUUUUUUCAUAAUUCUUUUUUUCUUUAAUUAUUCAAUGUUUUAAAAAUUACUCUGAUAUUCGGACAAACACAAGUCAAACAAAUGGAAGUUUAUCAGUUCUGGAGUUAUAGUAACUAACCCGAAGUUGUUUUAUAUUAUUUAAAAAUAAGCGGACACUUUAUUAGCUGAAUCCUAAAUAAGCGCUGGUUUUCUUCCCUCUACCCUGCAUACAUUUAAGUUUGGCCUACAACAUUUGUGUAAAAGACUGCCGAUUCCCUAUUUGUUGUUUCUGUGAUAUACCUACUAACGAAUAAUUGAAUGGUGUGUAUGUUUUACUAUAUUAAUAGUGUCCAAGUUUCUGACAUACAUUUAAUCGGUCUGUAAGAGUCGCUGUACAAAGAAUGAUGCAUUUCUUAAAAAGAAAAUCUAUAAUCUGAGUAUAAUUUAUUUGUCUUUAAAUUAUUGCUCAUCUCUGCUAAGAAGAGACAGCUAUAAUAAUGUAUGAUGCAACAUUCUAUGUCUGUUGACUAUAAAUAAGUAUGAAUGGUUUUAACCCAAUACAUAGUAAGGUGAAGUAGAAUUAUCUUUUCUUAUUAUUGCGUACUAAAAUGGUUAGCGUUACAGUAUUAGAUUGUUUAGCAUUGGAUGCUUCCAUUAUUUGUGUAAAUAAGAUUUACGUACUUUGUUAGAGUUUUAACGUAAAGAAAAAACUUUAUUGUGGUCUGAUGAA